Messenger RNA from Ruditapes philippinarum (Manila clam), 4152 nucleotides. RefSeq names its product GTPase IMAP family member 7-like. The record is from RefSeq and is a predicted model, not a curated record. Bases 1 to 1098 code for a protein of 365 amino acids. Gene Ontology annotation, molecular function: GTP binding. Lineage: Eukaryota; Metazoa; Mollusca; Bivalvia; Venerida; Veneridae. The transcript is spliced from 3 exons.
AUGUCGCCUACUACGUUAACGGCAUCUAAAAUGGUUCGACGUCACGUUAUGAAAUAUACGUAUCUUGCUUGUUGGAAAGACAGGUCAUGGAAAAAGUUCAACCGGAAAUUCGAUUGUUGGAAAAGACAAGUUUGCGUAGCAUUUUCAGCGAAAUCAGUAACAGAUACCACCAGCUGGUCAGGGGUAUGUACUCGAUUUGGAAAAACUAUCGAAGUGGUUGAUACUCCAGGCAUUUUCGACACUCAUAAAACCGAGCGUGAAAUACAUAAAGAACUUAUCAGAUCGCUUUUAUUUGCAACUCCGGGUUUUCAUGCAAUCGCGUUUGUUCUCGAGAUAGGUCGGUUUACAGAAGAGCUUGUAAAAACAAAGAAUUUAUUUUUCGAAUGGUUUGGCAGUGGUGUAGAAAAAUAUGCAUGCAUCAUUCUAACCAGAACGGAAGACGAACACUCUGUAGAUGAAUAUAUUACCACUGAUACAACAGAAGAUUUGCAAGAUUUGAUACGAAAAUGCGGUGGAAGGACAAGGAUAGCUCCUAUCGAAAAUAAAUCAACUGACGUUAAACGAAAGGAAGCUCAAGUAAAACGGAUAAUAGAAAUGGUGGAAGAAAUAAAGAGGACCAAUAACAAUACUCACUUUACAAACGUAGCUUUCCAAUUAGCGACUGCUUAUGCUUACAAUAGGCAGUCUGAAGUAAUAUCUAUGGAUUCAAUUUACAUAUUAAGGAAAGCUGGUUUAAAAGUUUCUGACAACGAUUGUAAAAUGCUUGACAAGGUACUGGAAGUUAAUGAGACAGACGACUUAGCUUCUGGUUCGAGCACUAUUGACGAAGAAAAGAAAGUCAACCGAAGAAAAAAUAGAAAUAUUGAUGUAAAUUCUGUACGCGUCACGUAUAUGUCAGAUAAAGGUUUUAACAAUGAUAUAAGUAUAGACGUUCCUGACGAUCAAACAAUGGUAGAUUCCGGAACUUCUGAUACAGACCCUUUAAAUGAGCUUAAAAACGACAUUAAAAGCGGUCGUAAAGAUGAAACUGGAUUUUUGAAUCUUUUGAGAAGGGCGUGGAACUUUAGCAAGAAAAAACUAAAAUGCAUUAUAGUAUAAGCAUCUAUAUUUUAAUUUUGGAACUUCUGCGCGAAUAAAUGAUAUAUUAGUAUAGCUAACUCGAUCCGAUUUAUUAUUUCCAUUUUCAUACUAUUGAAAAUACAACCCAAUGAGAUGGUGAAAGAGUUUUGACGUUAUCAAAAGUCGAUCUUGGCAGAGUGGUUAAGGACUUCAAAUUCCUUGACCCUUACUGCUGUUGAUUCGAAUUCCACCAGGAAUUCGGAUUUUUCAUGUGUGGAAGCUUUAUGACUUAAAACCAAGAACAAAAAUCAAGGACUCAGUCUAAAAAACAUGAAAAACUUUGAAAAACUCGAAGAAAGAAAGAGAGGGGGGAGAGGUUACAACAGUUAAAAAAUAAUUCAGGAGACAACUCGGCUCAAUAAAAUACACAAUAGCUUUAAAGUACGUUUGAUAAAAUGAGUUUUUACUAUUUUUUUCCAGAUUUUUAUACCUUCUUUGUUUCGUUCAUAUUUUGUUCUUCAUAUUUUUUAUGACGACUUGCGCUUUUUACUUUUGAAGAAAUGAUUUAUAUAUCACGGGAUGGAAACUGUUACACGAUAACUUGUCACGUCUACUACCAGAAGAAUUUCGUCUCCCAUGUAAUAUUUCGAACCUCGUAUUCAUGUAAUUAGUAACAUGAUAAUUUUGUGUAUAAAAAGAUGCUUAUAAAUUAUAAAAUUUGAUACAUAUUCAAAGUUAUUCGUUCAGUCAUUGGCCCAAAAUGUUGGGAUAAAAACGAGCGAACCCUCUUAUAUAGCAAUUAUUUAGCAUGCCACGCAUUUAUAUUGAACAGAACGUUUUAUCUUAUAUAAACUAUCUAAAAUAUUGAUGUUAAUACAGCCAUACAGAGAUAACAAAACAGGUUGAGAAAAUCAUACCAUACAGGAGAAUUAAUUAUUUAACUUUUGAAAUAAUAAUUAAGCAGAAUAAUUUUGUAAGUUUUAAUAAUGUUGAGGGGCAGAGCUAUUCAUUAAAGAUUCUAAUUUAUAAAGAUUAGAAUGAUUUGAGAAAUUUCUAUCAAUAAACAUUUUAUGAAUAGAAUUAAAAAAGUUAAAACAAGUAAUGUAAUUUAUUGCCAAGAGGUUGUUUUGGACAUAUGAUAUAUUCUUUUGUUUUUUUCAGUAUGUAAAUGUUUACAUUUUGCUAUUGGUAAUAAGUGAUUCAUAGUUCUGAUCUUACAAAGUAUUAUAGUUACAAAGAUUGAAAGUUAAUAUUCCUCGAAACAAUUUUUUUCUUAUAAACACGAUAAACAUAAAGAUUAAUUUAUGGUACUUUUGCAAUAUUCUGUAAGAAUUGAUCUUUUAAUCUUUUUUUCAAAAUAGAUUUAAAACUAUUUACCAUACCAAUAUAUUGACUAUCAGAAAAGCCAAGAUUAUCAAGAGAAAUCAUACCAUUAUUAACAUGUCAAGAGAACUGUAUUAUACAAUAUUUUACAUAUUGUGUAAUUUUUUAAAGUUAUUAACUUACUCCAGUAACACAACAUUCCUUCUUUGACCUGCAGUUCUAACUAAUAGUGAAGUUGCUCAAGAAUUUGUACAUUAUCAAUACCCCAAACCGCACUACCAUAUAAUAAAAUUAGUAAAAAUCAUAGUAUUAAAUAAAUGUAAUUGAACAGAUAUGGGUAAAUAAAACGUUUUAGCCUUUAAAUUACAGAAAACAUAGCUCUUCUAUCCUGGUCAACAAGUUUUUCUCAGCUUUAUUACAUUAGUCAUUGAAAUUUUAAUACCAUGUAUGAUUAAUUGUAAGUUAUGGGAUCUGAAUGUGAAUUUAAGAUGAAAAUAGUUGUUUUAGUUCAUGUAAAUCUAACCUGAAUCUAUAUUUUUUUUACAAUUGUAAACAUGGGAAACUGUAGAUAGUUUCACAUAGUUAGGUGUACUAAUCAGUGAUUCAAGGGAUAUUACUCUGAUGUACAACUAUAAUUUUCAUUAUUCAACAUUUAAGCAUGUUUCCGUGUUACGUAACUUUGUUGUAAAUGAAAUACAAAGAUUCAUUCAAUUUUAAAGGGACUCCACUGAAAUUUUCUGACGUGACGGUCCUGGAAAUACUUUGUCAAGGUUAAUGGUACAUUUUAUGUACCAAAACAAUUUUGUGCAUAUUUUCAGAUUAUUUCAGAUUGCUCACUUUGUUUUUCUAAAAUAAGUAUAUUAAUUAUGUUGCAACGCUUAUCAUUCAAAAUGAGCUAAGAAAAGAAAGACAAAACGAGUUCCGAUUUAUUUUUGAGUAUAUUCUUUUAAUUACAAUUUGCAAAUCUUUCUGUUUUAAUGUCCCAGAUGAUCGUGCGUGUUCGGGGAAAAUAUUUUCGUAACAUUUUUCUCAGCAACUACUUACUACAGUCUCAUGAUAUUUAGUAUACAGUAUUGACACAUGGUCCGAUACCGUGGGAUAUAAUUUCAGGUUUGUUGCUUAUCCACUUCCUGUUUACUGACUUAGUUAGAUUUUCAACUUUAAUGGUGAAUAGUAAGAAAUUUUCGUAACAGUUUUCAGCAACUACUCAUCCCAGCCUCUAAAACUUUGGCAUACAGCAUUAACACGUGGACUCAUACUGUGGUAUUUAAUUUCAGGUAUGUCGCUCAUCUACUUCCUGUCUACCGACUUAAUUAAAUUUUCGACAAAUUUUCGACAUAAGUGGUGAAUGGUAGAAAAGUUUCAUAACAUCACAGUCUCAUGAUAUUUGGUAUACAAAUGCAACCCGGCCAUUUCUGUCUUUGGCCCAUUUUAUCAAUAUAUUUUUAUAUUGUGCAUUUAUUAAAAUCAUACAAAAGUACUCUGUAAAUCGAUAGAAUAAUGCUCGUUAAGUGAGGGGCGUAAACACCAAAAAAUGAUAACUUAUCAUACUAAAUAUUGACUGUAGAUAUUUUGCUGCAGAUAAUUACAUUCUGUUAUGUAUAUAAUAUCCAUUUGUAUUAGAUAAUAGAUACACAAUUUGCUAUACUUACGGAUUUGAUAAUACGAAUAUGACAGUAAUGUGACCAAAAAGUUAGUUGUUUUACAUGUAUGUGGAUUCAACCAAUUAUAUAGCACGAAACACUUUACAAAUUCUGAAAUUUCUUAAAA